Messenger RNA from Dufourea novaeangliae, 789 nucleotides. Its product is annotated as DNA damage-regulated autophagy modulator protein 1. Lineage: Eukaryota; Metazoa; Arthropoda; Insecta; Hymenoptera; Halictidae. The record is from RefSeq and is a predicted model, not a curated record. Bases 1 to 789 code for a protein of 262 amino acids. The transcript is spliced from 6 exons.
AUGCCGUACGGAAAGCUCCACGUUCUUCCGCUGAGCUUGUUCAUCCUAAUCCCAGUGACGUUUCUGAUUACAUACACCAUAUCCGUCCAGUGGGACCACGUGGUACCUGGAUUCCCUUACAUAUCGGAAACGGGGACCUUAUCGCCUGAAUCGUGUAUAUUCGCCCAGUUUCUCAAUAUAGCCACACUUCUCCUUGCAUGUUGCGUGUACAUCAGACACCGAGAAGUUUCGCAGUGGCAAUUGGAACGGGGCAGCGAACUGGUGAACAAGAGGCUCGUUGUUGUGACGGCCUGGUGCGGGGCUUUAGCAUGCUUCGGCCUAGACAUUCUGGCUAAUUUUCAAGAGGCUCGCGUAUUCGCCGCCCACAUGAUCGGAGCUAUGACCUGCUUCACAGCUGGAACUGUUUACUUUUGCCUUCAGACGUAUCUAAGUCAUAAAAUGGUACCAGCGGUGAACGGUCGAAUCGUGGUCUACGUGCGAGCUGGUCUAUCGGCGCUGACAUUGAUUUUGACGGUUGCCACCAUCGUCGCCGGCUACAUCUCCAUGUUGGAGUUUCAAGGUAACGAUUACAAGAAAUGGUUGCCAACAGAUGGUGGCUGGGGUUGGCACGUGGCCAGCGCUAUAUCCGAAUGGGUUCUGGCGAUCGUCUAUUGCGCUUUCCUCCUAACAUUUGUACCAGAGUUUCGGUUAAUUAAUUUCGAGGAUCCUGUAGUCACGCUAAUGUAUCUAGACAAGGAUCCAGACAUCAAGAUGUUGCACAAAUUGGAGCCACAAACACCAGAAUGUUAA